This is a messenger RNA of Saccoglossus kowalevskii, 3307 nucleotides long. RefSeq names its product U5 small nuclear ribonucleoprotein 200 kDa helicase-like. The record is from RefSeq and is a predicted model, not a curated record. Gene Ontology annotation, cellular component: nucleus. Gene Ontology annotation, biological process: resolution of meiotic recombination intermediates. Gene Ontology annotation, molecular function: ATP hydrolysis activity; nucleic acid binding; ATP binding. Lineage: Eukaryota; Metazoa; Hemichordata; Enteropneusta; Harrimaniidae.
CUUUCAACUUCCAUCCUAAUGUCAGACCUGUACCAUUAGAACUACAUAUACAGGGCUUCAACAUUACCCAUAAUGCAUCACGAUUAAUUGCUAUGGUGAAGCCAACUUACAACGCCAUUUUAAAACAUUCUCCAAAGAAGCCAGUCAUUGUGUUUGUCCCAUCAAGAAAACAGACCAGACUCACAGCAAUUGAUCUUUUGACGUAUUGUUCUGCCGAUGAGCAGGAAAGUCGGUUUCUUCAUUGCCACAAAGAAGAUCUGGAAGCUCAUCUUAGUAGGGUAUCGGAUGAGACUCUGAAAGAGAUGUUGGAAAAUGGCAUUGCAUACUUACAUGAAGGGUUGACAGAGGUAGAGAAGAAAGUGGUUGAACAGUUGUUCAUGGCACAAGCUAUACAAGUUGUGGUAGCAUCAAGAAGCAUGUGUUGGGGAAUCAACAUGGCUGCCCAUCUUGUGGUAGUCAUGGAUACACAAUAUUAUAAUGGAAAGAUUCAUGCGUAUGUGGAUUAUCCUGUAACUGAUGUAUUACAAAUGGUUGGUAGGGCAAAUAGACCCUGGAUACCCACAGAAGUUGGUAAAUGUGUUAUUUUGUGUCAAGGAUCUAAGAAAGAUUUCUUCAAGAAGUUUUUGUAUGAGCCACUUCCUGUUGAGUCGCAUUUGGAUCAUUGUUUACAUGAUCAUUUCAAUGCUGAGAUUGUUACCAAGACGAUAGAGAAUAAACAAGACGCAGUGGACUACUUGACAUGGACUUUUAUCUACAGAAGAAUGACUCAGAACCCAAACUACUACAACUUACAAGGUGUGACACAUCGUCAUUUGUCAGAUCAUUUAUCAGAAUUAGUUGAGAAUACAUUGAGUGAUUUAGAACAGUCCAAGUGUAUAAGUAUUGAAGAUGAAAUGGACGUGAGUCCCCUCAACCUGGGAAUGAUUGCUGCAUAUUAUUACAUCAAUUACACUACAAUCGAAUUCAUAUCAGGGUUCUUAGAAUCUCUACCUUGGUUCUUAGAAUCCAUAUCAGGGUUCUUAGAAGCUCUACCUGGAUUCUUAGUAUCCCUACCUGAGUUCUUAGAUUCUCUACCUGGGUUCUUAGAAUCCAUAUCAGGGUUCUUAGAAGCUCUACCUGGGUUCUUAGAAUCUCUACCUGGUCUUAGAAUCUCUACCUGGGUUCUUAGAAUCCAUAUCAGGAUUGCUAGCAGAUUGCCAAAUAAACUGAAUAAUCCCAAAUACAAUGAUCCCCAUGUGAAGACUAAUUUGUUACUGCAAGCUCAUUUAUCCCGAAUGCAGUUAUCAGCUGAACUUCAGUCAGACACAGAGGAUAUCCUCAGUAAGGCAUUACGUUUAAUUCAAGCCUGUGUUGAUGUACUCAGUAGUAAUGGAUGGUUAUCACCAGCUUUGGCUGCUAUGGAGCUAGCCCAGAUGGUAACCCAGGCAAUGUGGAACAAAGAUUCUUAUCUUAAACAACUACCACACUUUGCAAUGGAGAUCAUUAAGCGUUGCUCUGAAAAGGAUGUCGAAAGUAUCUUUGAUAUUAUGGAGAUGGAAGAUGAUGAUAGAAAUGGUUUAUUGCAAUUAUCUGAUGUUGAGAUGGCUGAUGUAGCAAGGUUCUGUAAUAGAUACCCCAACAUUGAGUUAACCUAUGAAAUACAAGAUAAAGAUGCAUUACACAGUGGUGAAGCAGUGAUCAUCGUAGUGACCUUGGAACGUGAAGACGAGAUAACAGGACCUGUCAUAGCUCCUUUCUUCCCUCAGAACCGAGAAGAAGGAUGGUGGGUUGUGAUUGGUGACACUAAAAGUAACAGUCUGAUAUCCAUCAAAAGAUUGACCUUACAACAGAAAGCUAAAGUCAAGUUAGACUUUGUAGCGCCCUCUACGGGAUCUCAUAGUUAUACUUUGUUUUUCAUGAGUGAUGCUUACAUGGGAUGUGAUCAGGAAUACAAAUUUAGUGUCAAUAUUAAACAAGCCAUGAGUGACAGUGAUGAUGAUAGUUCUGAUGAAGAAUAAAACAAUCUAUAAACGUCAUGUGUUUGCUGAUUAUAAUUGUAUGAGUAUAUUUUGUGACAACUUGUAACAUAUAUGGGCGUGUACUGUAAAAUGACGCUGGGUUUAAAUUUGGCUGAUUAACCAUCUCAGACAUAUUCAGUGGGCUUUAUCAUUUAGAUAAUGUGUUCUAUGCUAAAUUUUACAUAUUCACUGGGUUUUAAUUUAGCACAUUUUCCAGUCAGCGAAAUAAGCAAAAUUAAAACCCAGUGAAUAAUUAACCCCUUUACAGUAUUAUUAUCACUGUCACCUUAUUAGGACAUAAAUAGUUUCAGUGAUUCCCAUAUAUGGACAUCUAAUGUCACCAAAUAUGGGCAUAUGUUUUCAUUAUGCUGAUAUGAUACAACUACGUGCUUUGACUUUUUCUAUCUAUUAUUCUGGCUAUUGUUGUGUUCAUAUAUGGUGUCAAUGAUGACUGAAAUCUGAUAUAUAUCUUGUAUAUAGUAGUUGUAUGACUAGAAAUGUCUUGUAUUUCAGUGAAUAAUAAUCAGAAAGUGAUCAAUAUUAGAAUUGUGGAAAUCUGAUCUCAUGAGUUUGUGAUAAAUUGGAAUCUGGGUUUUAAGGGGGGAGCAUUUUGGAAAAACAAAUUGUCACCAAAGUCACAGCCAGGAUACAUGUAGGUGCCGUUUAGUAUUAAAAAAAAUUGAACAUUUAAAAAUCACUGUAAAUUCUUGAUAUUUGGCUGAGUGAAGGGUGAUAUCAAAUCAAUGACAAAAAACUAACAACCAGGUGUACCUGAACUUGUUUCUAAUAACACAAUGAUUGAGCCAUUUCCCUUAUAGCAUUGAGCCCUGCUCUGGUGGCCCUUUGAUAAAUGGGUAAAAUGCAUACAAGUGAUUUUCAUAAUUCAAAAUGUAGUUCAGCUCUCAAAAGUUUUUUUCUUAAAAAUUUAAACGGUGAAUUAAAAGAACAUUAUGUUCAUUUCAAGCUUAUUUUUGUAAGCCUUCUAUAAACUGAUGAUUUUCAGAUAUUUGACCAUUGCUAACUGGUGGUUUUCAUAACACUUUGAUCAUUUUGAGUUUCUGACAUUGAAAACUGAAACUGUUACUCUAAAUCUGGUUCUGUAAACUUGAACAUUGUAUAUACUUUGCUGUGUUCUAUCUCAAAUUACUGUUUGGUUGAAAAGAUACACAUCGUGAUAUUUGCAAAUCACUCUAACUAAUCAAGACUAUUAUAUUUGUAAACUUAUACAUCUAAGAUAAAAAAAAACUUUUAUUGCAUUCUGUCUUUUAUGCUAAAUAUGUUUAAAUAAAUAACUUUAGUUUUUAGGAUCU